Molecule: messenger RNA, 1415 nt
Organism: Hevea brasiliensis (rubber tree)
Lineage: Eukaryota; Viridiplantae; Streptophyta; Magnoliopsida; Malpighiales; Euphorbiaceae
Product: tRNase Z TRZ1
Exons: 8
Coding region: 197-1090 (297 amino acids)
Source: RefSeq, a predicted model, not a curated record
UACUGAUUUAUUCAGUCGAACAUAACUGUACGGUCACAACCGGAGAGAAGACGAGAAUGGCCCAAAACCCCUUCUCUAACCUCAGGUCUGAUUUAGCUUCUUCAGUCUCCUUUAUUCAUUCUCUUCUUCUUAAUCCAGGCUUUGUUUUACUUGGACGAAAGCAACAAAGUAGCCAGACCCAGAAAACUCCAAUUCAAUGAGUUCGAAACAACAGAAAGGAGACCCAGUUUCUGCUCCAAAGGACAAAAGAGACGAGAAGAAAAUAAUGACAAUCGAAGGAUACCCAGUUGAGGGACUGUCCAUAGGAGGCCAUGAAACUUGCAUCAUUUUCCCUUCUCUCAAUUUGGCUUUCGAUAUUGGCCGUUGCCCACAACGCGCUAUCUCCCAGGACUUCCUCUUCAUUUCCCACGCCCACAUGGAUCACAUCGGAGGACUGCCCAUGUAUGUUGCAACACGUGGCUUAUACCGCAUGAAGCCUCCUACAAUCAUUGUGCCAACUUCCAUUAAAGAAACUGUGGAAGAACUCUUUGAAGUGCAUAGAAAACUGGAUGGAUCAGAACUAAAUCAUAAUCUGAUUGGUCUGGAUGUAGGAGAAGAGUUUUAUGUGAGAAGGGACCUUAAAGUAAGAGCAUUCAGGACGUACCAUGCAAUACAAAGCCAAGGUUAUGUGGUUUACUUUAUAAAACACAAACUUAAGCAAGAGUACUUUGGCCUUUCUGGGAAUGAGAUUAAGAACUUGAAGGCAUCAGGUGUGGAGAUUACUAACACUGUAACUUCACCUGAAAUUGCUUUUACGGGUGAUACAAUGUCCGACUUCAUAAUUGAUGAAAACAACAGCGAUGCUUUGAAGGCAAGAAUUCUUGUCAUGGAGAGCACCUUUGUUGAAGACACAGUGAAAGUGGAGCAUGCGCGAGAUUAUGGGCACACUCAUCUAUCUGAGAUAGCUAACUGCGCAGACAAAUUUGAGAACAAAGCAAUACUUCUGAUUCAUUUCUCAGCUCGUUAUACAGUAGAGGAGAUACAAGAAGCUGUAUCAAGAUUGCCACCAUCUUUAGUUGGCCGAGUUUUUGCACUGACCGAAGGAUUUUGAUGAGGAGUUUGAGAAUAUGUUAUCAUAUAUUGUCUUUUUUACACAACCGUAGUGAUGGCCUUUCCGAUUGUGGCGUUUUUCUUCAUUUGCUAACCAUUCAACUAUUGUCACUCAAAACAAUUAAGAGAUUUUCAAAAAACAAAACAAUAUUAAGAAACAUCAAACUCAUUUAUACUUGCGCUUAUACACUUUAGAUGAUAGUCAAAGGUUGAAGAAAAUAUGGCCUGGAAGCAAGUAAAUAUUCUCAAUUGUAUGUAGCAAGCAAGGAUUUUCUUUUGUUCUUUUACUCUGAUGAUGUUGAAUAAUACUUGUGGAGUUUCUUGCA